This is a messenger RNA of Symbiodinium necroappetens, 599 nucleotides long. The record is from the annotation of a GenBank genome assembly. NCBI's taxonomy places the organism in Eukaryota, Dinophyceae, Suessiales, Symbiodiniaceae.
GUGAGACAUAUUCCAAGAACUACGCAUUGAACAUCAACUGCCAUGCGCCGGGAGAGACCCGGGCUACAUUGGAGGAGCGGCUGACAAACUACGAUGAACUGAGCAAGGGCAGCUUCUCCGUCCAGGAGAUGGACAACUUGAUCCAUGACGUGCGCGCCACCUCGCCGGCAGGUCGUGCCUUACACACGCAGAAAGAAAUUUGCCAACAAGCAUCGAAAAGUGGCCACGACGACUGCUUGUCGUCGCUGAAUGUCCUGAGGAUCAUGAUAAAUAACAUCGAUCAAGACUCCAUGCUCACGCUUUGCGAGAGUAAGGGUCUGAUCUGCAAAAGGAAAUCGACCGCUCUCGUCUGCAUCCGGAAGUGCUCCACUCCCUACGAUCUCGAAGCACUGGCGCUGAAGAUCCUCGUGGCGGCCGGGGGAGGUGCCGCUGACAAAGCCAGCUCCUCUGACCCCUUCGGCACCUGCACAAGCAACCUCGACUGCUGGUUGGAGAACACCGAGUGCCUCGGGGACGAUGAAGAGCGGUACUGUCAGUGCAAGGACCCUGCUUCAGAUUGGUGCAGAAUGCGUCCAACCCCACCGACAAGUCCGACUUGA